Molecule: messenger RNA, 3213 nt
Organism: Maniola jurtina (meadow brown)
Lineage: Eukaryota; Metazoa; Arthropoda; Insecta; Lepidoptera; Nymphalidae
Exons: 7
Coding region: 211-1098 (295 amino acids)
Source: RefSeq, a predicted model, not a curated record
CAGUCCGCUACGCCGUAGUCGAAGCUACGAACUCGCUACGUUCUAGCUACGUAACAAGUGCUGCGAAAUAAAAUUGUAUUACGUCAUAUAAAAUUGUAAAGUGCAUGGCUUUUUAAAUUGGUAGCAGUGUUACGUAGAAUAAAAGUUAUGUGGUGUGUAAAAUGUCAUAAACUCCGGGUGUGGGCAAAUUAAAAACACUUCAACGCUGCAAUGGGAGAUAUAAAAGCACGUGGCGCGAUGCGGACAUUAAUAUUUCUACUGUCAUUACAAGGAUCGCUGUGCUUGCGAAAUGUGUACAUGAUAAUACCUGAAGCAGUGGAGAGAGGCAAGCCGGUGGUCCUCCGCUGCAUGUACGACCUGGAGAAUGAGGACCUGUACCAGGUGAAGUGGUACCGCGGCGAUCGGGAGUUCUACAGGUACGCGCCAAGGGACGUGCCUCCGAUCAAAGAGUUCCCGAUCUCUGGGAUCGAAGUUGAUCGCGACGCGAGUGACGCACAGCAGCUCACGCUGAAGGAUGUGACGCGAAGGGCUCACGGGAGGUACACUUGCGAAGUGUCCGCGGACGCACCGUCCUUCCUCACGGCACAAGUUCACGGCUCCAUGUACGUCGUUGAUCUGCCUAAGAGUGAUCCAGAGUUACUGGGGUUGAAGAGGCGGUACAAACCUGGCAUGAAGCUAAAAGCGGAGUGUAUCAGCUUUGAUUCGAUGCCGCCAGCGAAUCUAUCAUUUUUUAUCAACAGUGAGCCGGCACUUUCGCAGCACGUGUGGCACAGAGUGGGAGGGGGCGAGAACGGCAGCUUAUGGACCGCUUACAGUACUAUCCAGUUCGUAGUGCAAAAACACCACUUUAUCAGAGGAAAAAUAAAGAUCCGAUGCUCAGCGUUUAUCUACUCUAUUUACUUCCGGAGUCAUGAACAGGUUGCGGACGAGGAGCGAGUCAUCCGUACGACGAUAGCGCCGCUUCCGAAGACGCGCGAGGCUAUAGUGUUCCCUAUACAUCGCGUUUCAGAUAAUAGUGGACCGAGGAUUGGACACAGUGUAUCGAGGGGUUUAAUAGGUCUUAUGUUAUUAGUUUCAAAAUACUAUAUAGUUAGAUAAAUUGAAUUGAACAUCUAGAAUCUAGAUAGGCACUUACUAACUGACCAUGAUAAAGUGAUGGCUAAACUCCUGUGACAAAAUGUGACCAUAGCAAGCAAAGGAACAGAUCACCUGAAGCUUAUUCUGUAUUCUGUAGUACUAGAGUUAAACGAAUAAACGAAUCACCUUCAUGGUGUCGGGUUUAAAGAAAUUUGAAUUAGAACGAAAUGGAGAAACGGAAAACAAAUUAAGUAUUUUUCUCUGUAAGAAUCCUUUGUACAUGGUGGACUUACGACCCCAUGUAAACUUAAUUAAAAACCGGACUUUGUCCUUUCUGAGCACAAGAACCGGUUAAGUGCGAGUCGGACUUGCACUCGAAGAGUUCCGUACCAUCGUACACAAAAUAACACUCUAUAACUUUGUUUAAUUUUCAUGGCGGUCAUCUUGAAAUUUUUAUUAUUUGUUGUUAUAGCGGCAAUACAUUUUGUGAAAAUUUCAAUUCUUUAGCUAUUUCGAUUCAAAAAAUACAGCCCGUUAACAUACAGACGGACGGACAGACGGACAGACGGACGGACGGACGGACAGCGGAGGCUUAGUAAUAGGGUCCCAUAUGCAUCAUUCGGGUGCGGAACCCUGGAAACCAUAGGUUACUACUUACUUUAUUAGUGUAUAACACAACAUUAUUUUAUCUUUUGGGCAACUGAAUACAAAUUCAAUUAGUUCUUCUCGUCUUAAGAUAACGAAGUAACAAUAUUAUGUAGGUACCUAGUUCUAGUACUUCCCAGUGAGAAAAUAAACAUACCAAUAUCGUUUCGAAGGCUUCGAGGGAUAACAAAAAGACCUAUUGACAAAAAAGUUAGAUUUACAAGACAAAAAUGUGAAUAAAAUUAACGAAGUUGAUAUGUUAUGGUAGAUAAAUAUUAAUCCUUUAAAAUAUGGACCUUUUGGCAUUUUUCUGUAUACAUUCCGUAUUUUGUUAUGCCCUCGACAUUAUUCUCGACCAUAAUAUUUCUGCUUCAUUUCGUCGAUUUCCACUUAGAAUUUUCCACUCAAGUUUUUGAAAAAUUGAAUUACUUCUAUCAGGAUGAUUGAUCAAAUAGAAAGUUUAAGGACCACCAUUUAAAGUUUGCCUCUGAACUGAAAGUUAUUUUUUUUUUUCAACGAGUUUAGUUGUUUAAGUCAACGAAUUUCGUUAACUUAGUCAUUUUAUAUACAAAUCGCAGUAUAAUGGUCAGUUAGUAGUUAUUAGAUAAUAAUAUUGUACGUUGUAAUAUCCUAAACCAAGGAUCCUGAUGUCUUUACGACUAAUAAAUUCUUCUCUAUAUUGUAUUGUUGAUACUUUGUAGUUGUGCCAACCCGAAUUUAUGUAUUUCAUCAAAUGGAAUACACGUGUUUAUCCCAAAAUGUUUAUUUUGCUUUGUUAGUCCAAUAACGUUUGGGCCUAGAAAUCGAUAUGUGCUGAUGCACACAUGAUGCUUUCAGAAUCGGCGCGCAACGAUUUUGUGACUAUUUCGAUGCUUUAUCGGGGUUAUUAACGAGUUUUGCGUUUGAUCAUGGUAUGCUAGAUCUUCGUUAAAUCGCUGCGACUGGUAUUCAAAUCGAAGUUAAUGAAUCGAAGUUAGUAGUUCAUAGCAGUUUCUACGGUUUCCAAAAAGCGCUGUUUGCUUAUAGUAACUUGUUUGCCUUAGUCCUAAAAUAAACAAAAUGUGGAAUCUGGAGUGCCAUCUAUAUAUAUUCGUGUUUCACGACAAGUCUAAGCGUAAAUAUGUGUGAUUUAAUAACGAAUGGCAUUGUAAUUAAUACCUAAAGGCAUUUGUACAAUAGUUCAAUAUGAACCGAAAAAAAGGAUCUUUAUAGUGGAAUGUAUCCGACACAUCACGAAAUAAGUUUAAAAUCAAUAAUUUGCUAGAUUUGCGUACCUACUGCAUGACAGGCGGUUUCAGUUAGGAUGUGUCAAUAACAGCAAAAUGCCCCUAGUAGUCAGGGUAUGUUAACUUGGACAAAAGCUUUAACUUUAACUUUAAUUUUCGUUAACAUUUCUAGUUGGAACCGCUCAGACGUGUAAAGGCCAGCGCACAUAUGGCCGAGCACAGCGCAGAGCAUGCCCGCGAAGUUUUCUAACCGCGUGACACAUUA